Pipistrellus nathusii (Nathusius's pipistrelle) is the source of this 4695-nucleotide messenger RNA. The record is from the annotation of a GenBank genome assembly. Lineage: Eukaryota; Metazoa; Chordata; Mammalia; Chiroptera; Vespertilionidae.
AUGAUCCAGGGCGCCCUAGAACCCGGUGGCCCCGGCUGGGGCUGGGACGGAGAUGGAGACGAUGACUGGGACAGUGCUAUGCUCACCCUGUUGGCGCUGGCUGUCGUGGCUGCCACGGCCCUGGCCCUGCACUGGUUUGGCUCUGAGCAGGACCGGGAGGCAGCAGGACCAGCGUCCACUGGCCCCCAAGCCCAGCCUUCUCAGGCAGGAGGAGCUGGGCCAGCCCUGACCCCAAAGUCCAAGGUCAGUGGUGGCAUCGAGGGACACAGCUCUGGGCAGGGGAAGCCAGAGCCUCCAGGACUGAGCCAGGGAACUCCAGCUACAAGUGCCCAGGACCACCAGCCCCACGAAAGUGAAGAUCUGACUGCCACGGCCUCAGCCCCACCCAAGGCACCCAGCGAGGCGGCCAGCGGAGAGGCCUUGGGACAGCAGCAUGGCAGUGCCACCUCUGAAGUCUCCCGAGGUGCAGGAAAGCAGCAGCCCAGGCCAGGUGCCACCCUCCUGGGUAGGAGCAAAGCAGGGGGAACACCUGCCCCUCUCCUGAUACACUUCACUCCUCCGAGUCUGGACAGAGACGUGGAGGUGCAGGCGGAGGCAGGAGGCAUCCCAGCCAAGGCGCCAGCUCACCAGGCCCCGGUCCACACGGUGGAACAGGACACCGGCUCCUGGAAACACGGAGCGGGGCCACCUGGCUCACUGGGGAGGCGGUCAGGCAGCCGGCGGAGGCAGGUGGAUGACAGCCCAGGAGAGAGAACCCGGCGCCUCCCAAAGCUGGACCCCCUGCGCCUGGGAGCGGCGGUGAGUGUGUGGGACGCUGUGGAUGCAGCCAGCACCUUCUCUGCAGGUGCCCAGAGGCCCCUUUACCGCCAUGAGCUGCCCCCACCAGACUCGGUGCAGGCUGGACGCUUGACAGAUGGCUCAGAGAGGGGGUGUGGGAGAAGCAGCCCCCAGUCAGACCAAGUUUUAGCUCUGGAUUCAGGGACCAAAGCUGGUGAGAGCAAGGAGUCUCAGGGGUCCCCAGCCUCUGUGGAAGGCUGGCCUUGGGCAAAGAGGGAGGUCCUUGUCACCAAGAGCUUCAGCCAGACCCCAGGCUUCACAGGACCAAGGCCAGAGGGACAGCAGUGGGGACACCCACUCUUGUCUCAAGAGGGGACCACAGUGACCUGCACUAUAGGAAAGGUUGGGGUGAAUGGGUCUGGAGACCACUCUUUCUUCCGCUCAGACUCAGGCAGGAUAGAAAAGCAAGGGACCCGCAGUGGACAGGUGGCUGGCUGGCUGGACACAGAGAAGCCAGCCACAGAUGGCCUUGGUUGUGCCCCCUCUCCGCAUCCCUCAGCCACACCCCGCCCACUCAUGCCUAAGCCCCUCUCACCCUCAGCUUCCCUGACUGAAGCACAUACCAACCAAGGUCUCUUACCUGCAGCCCAGACUCUUCCGAUCGCCUCUCCUUCACACUCUUUGCCCCUUAGAGUUGAUCAGGGUACUGCCAAGGAUGAAAAUAUCAGAGUAGUGUCAGCCCCCAUCUCAGCCCCUGCCCCAUCCCCAGCUGCACUCCCAGCCCCAGGCCCAGCUACAGCUACAGUCCGAGCCCCUGCCCCAACCCCAGCCACAGCCCCAGCUGCAACCUCAAUCCCAGCCCCAACCCCAGCCACAGCUACAGCCCGAGUCCCUGCCCAUGCCCCUGCCCCAGCUGCACCGCCAGCCCCAGCCCCAAUCCCAGCCACAGCUACAGCCCAAGCGCCUGCCCCAACCCCUGCCCCUGCCCCAGUCCCAGCUACUGCCCCAGCCCUAGCCGCACCCCAAGUCCCAGCUGCAUCCACAGCAGUAGCUCCAACCGCUGCCCCAGCUCCAGCUCCAGCCCGAGCCCCUGCCCCAGCUGCAGCCACAGCUCCAGUUGCUGCUACAUUCCCAGCCCCUACCUCAGCCCCAGCUGCAACCCUUGCCCCUGCCCCAGCAACUGCUGCAACUCUUGCCCCAGCUCCAACCCCAGCCCCUGCUCCAGUUGCAACCCCUGCCUCAGCCCCAGCUGCAAUCCCUGCCCCAACCCCAACCCCUACCCCAGCCCCUGCUUCAGCUCCUGCCCCAACUGCAACCCCAGCCCCAGCCCCCGUGUCAGCUGCAACCCCAGCCCCAGCCCCCGUGUCAGCUGCAACCCCAGCCCCAGCCCCUGCCCCUGCUGCAACCCCAGCCCCAGUUGCAACUCCAGCCCCUGCCCCUUCCCCUGCUGCAACCCCUGCCCCAGCCCCAACCCCAGCCCCUGCCCCUGCGUCAGCUGCAACCCCAGCCCCAGCCCCAGCCCCUGCCCCUGCGUCAGCUGCAACCCCAGCCCCAGCCCCCGUGUCAGCUGCAACCCCAGCCCCAGCCCCAGCCCCUGCUGCAACCCCAGCCCCUGCCCCAGCCCCUGCGUCAGCUGCAACCCCAGCCCCAGCCCCUGCCCCUGCGUCAGCUGCAACCCCAGCCCCUGCCCCAGCCCCUGCCCCUGCGUCAGCUGCAACCCCAACCCCCGCCCCUGCUGCAACCCCAGCCCCUGCCCCAGUUGCAACUCCAGCCCCUGCCCCUUCCCCUACUGCAACCCCAGCCCCUGCCUCAGCCCCUGCCCUAGCCCCAACCCCUGCCCCAGCCCCAGCCCCUGCCCCAGCCCCAACCCCUGCCCCAGCCCCAAAGCCUGCCCCAGCCCCAGCCCCUGCUGCAACCCCAGCCCCUGCCCCAGUUGCAACCCCAACCCCUGCCCCAGCCCCAACCCCCACCCCAGCCCCUGCCUCUGCUGCAACCCCAGCCCCAGCCCCAACCCAAGCCCCAAUCCCUGCACAAGCCCAAGCUCCUGCCCCAGCCUCAGCUCCAGUCUCAGUCCCCACAAGUAAGUCAAGGCCUGCAAGUCAGGAGCCUAGUAUGACUCUUCGCAAAGGCAACCAGGAGGGGCAGAUCUCAACCAGCUGGGGAAAUCUUAUUUCAAUGGUUCUUAGGAGUCACCCCUUCCCCCGGCAAGAGAGGCCCCAAGGGACAGACCUAAGGGCAGCUUCGGAAAGCCAGAGAGAGCCCAGCACUUCCACAGCCUCGGAGAACAGGGAGUCUGAUUCUCUCCCCGAAGGAGCCAUUCCUAGUCUCAAGGACAUGCACGGCUCCCCAGCUGGGGCGGCCACAGGGACAGGCACAGGGGGCCUGGCUGAGGCAGGAUGUCAGCCGCAGCACAGAAGUUCUGAGGCUAACGAGGCUGCGGUGCCCGGGGCCCCAGCUCCUCUGUCAGAACAGAGGAAGCCUGGCCCUGCACCCUCUCCCUCUGCCAGGCGGGAGCCACAGCCUGUCCCCAGGCCACGGAAACACAGCAUGUGUGAGCUAGCCAAGAGCUCUGAGCUGAAGGCCAGCCAGGUGGCCCCAGCAGAAGCCCCAGGGAAGAAGCCCAGCCCUGUAGGCAGCAGGGAGGUCCUCACAGAGGAGCAGAAAGAGGCCCGCAAACUCAUGGUGUUUCUGCAGAGGCCUGGGACCUGGGGGGUGGUGGAGGGGCCCCGGAAGCCCAGCUCCCCUGCCCGGGAGCCGGCUUUGGCAGCAGCUCUGCAGCGGCGGCUGGACCUGGGCAGCUGCCUGGACGUCCUGGCCUUUGCCCAGCAGCACGGGCAGCCUGUCCUGGCCCAUGAGACCUAUGCUUUGAUGAGCGACAAUCUGCUGCACGUGCUGGGAGACCCGAACCUCUACCGGCAGCUGAGUGGGGCUGACCGGGAGCGCAUCCUGAGCCUUCGAACUAGCAGGGGCCAGGCUGUGCUGGGGGUCCUCGUGCUGCCCAGCCUCUACCAGGUGAGCCGCUCAGGGCUCACCAGAGGCCCUCGAGUGGAGGAGGCUGCUGCCACAGGUGCUGUGCCCCUGCCUCUCCCAUCGCACCUGCACGUGUUCAACCUCCAAGAGAACACCUGGCGGCUCCUGACCCAGGUGCCAGAAGAGGCCCCGCUGCGGGGCUGUGGCCUUUGCACCAUGCACAACUACUUGUUCCUGGCAGGGGGCAUCCGUGGCUCGGGCACCAAGGCCACCUGUUCCAAUGAGGUCUUCUGCUACAACCCUAUGACCAACAUCUGGAGCCAGGUGCGGCCCAUGCAGCAGGCCCGUGCCCAGCUCAAACUGGUGGCCCUGGACGGGCUGCUCUACGCCAUCGGUGGCGAGUGCUUGUACAGCAUGGAGUGCUACGACCCCCGCACAGACACCUGGACCUCACGGGCGCCCCUCCCCGCGGGCACCUUCCCUGUGGCUCACGAGGCCGUGGCCUGCCGUGGGGACAUCUAUGUCACCGGGGGCCACCUCUUCUACCGCCUGCUCAGGUACAGCCCGGCGAAGGAUGCUUGGGAGGAGUGCCCCUACAGCGCCAGCCACCGGCGUUCCAGCGACAUGGUGGCACUGGGCGGCUUCCUGUACCGCUUUGACCUGCUGCGGGGCGUGGGUGCCGCUGUAAUGCGCUACAACACCGUGACGGGCUCGUGGAGCCGGGCCGCCCCCCUGCCCCUGCCGGGCCCUGUCCCGCUGCGCUGCACCGUGCUGGGCAACACCAUCUACUGCCUCAACCACCAGGUUACGGCCACCUUCACAGUCUCCGAGGGGACUGCCCAGUUCCAGGCCAAGGAGCUGCAGCCUUUCCCCCUGGGGAGUAAAGGGGUCCUCUGCCCCUUCAUCCUGACUCUGCCCCACUCGGCCCCGCUACAGACUUCCCUCUGA